Stylophora pistillata is the source of this 5321-nucleotide messenger RNA. Its product is annotated as dual 3',5'-cyclic-AMP and -GMP phosphodiesterase 11. Gene Ontology annotation, molecular function: protein binding; 3',5'-cyclic-nucleotide phosphodiesterase activity. Lineage: Eukaryota; Metazoa; Cnidaria; Anthozoa; Scleractinia; Pocilloporidae. Gene Ontology annotation, biological process: signal transduction. The record is from RefSeq and is a predicted model, not a curated record.
UCCAUCGAGUAUUUUUCGGAUGUAUAACAAGGGACCGUGGUCAUGGCGAAUUGCUGCACUAAAAAUGAAAAAACGGAACCUGUGGGUAUCAAACUCGAAGGCAAUAACAUUGAACAAAAUAUUGAAAGUUGGCUCGACGAUCAUCCCGAAUUCGUUCACUCUUAUUUUACGCGUAAAGCAAGCAGGACUCUGAUCGAUUCUUGGCUUCAGUCACGCUCGCUUCGAACACCUACCCCUAGUGGAACACCGCCUCCGUCAGGAUCUUCUACUCCUGUAAGGAAAAUCUCUGCUUCGGAAUUUGAAGGCCGAGGGAUCUUAAAACCCUUAGUGAAUGUCGUCGAUGGGCAAGCAACAUUUUUAUCACCGAGCGAGCCAUCGAGAGCGCGUUCGCCUCAUCGCAAUCGCAAGUCGCGCGUCGAACUACUACAACUGGACGAGACAGAGCUCCUAAUGGAACUCGUCAAAGAUAUCGCUAGCGAUUUGGAUGUAAAAUGUCUCUGUCAUAAAAUCCUACAAAAUGUUAGUAUUCUUGUCAAUGGAGAUCGCUGCUCGCUUUUUCUUCUUCAAGGCCCGAAAGAUGGGCCUCGCUAUCUGGUCUCUAAAGUGUUCGAUGUGAAUGCGGAGUCAAAACUUGAGGACAUGCAAGGAUUGGAGGAAAUUAGGAUUCCCCUCGGCACAGGAAUCGUAGGAUACACGGCAGAUACAGGAGAAGUUGUGAACAUUGCCAACGCAUAUGAGGAUUCAAGAUUUAACCAGGAAAUUGACAAAAAAACUGGUUACCACACAAGAAGUAUUCUUUGUAUGCCAAUCAGAGAUCACUACCAUGGAGAGAUUAUUGGUGUUGCUCAAGUUAUAAAUAAAAGAGGAUUCUUAGAUCACACUUUCACCAGGGAAGAUGAAAAGAUAUUUAGCAAAUACUUGGUCUUCUGUGGAAUUGGAAUUACAAAUGCAGAACUCUAUGAGAGAGCACAACUUGAAAUUAGAAGAAACCAGGUUUUACUGGAUUUAGCUAGAACAAUUUUUGAAGAACAGAGCACACUUCACAACAUUGUACAGAAAAUUAUGAUGAUCACACAGACUUUACUUCAAUGUGAAAGAUGUUCAGUUCUCUUGGUGGAUCCUACAUCAAAGACACUAUUUUCUCAAGCUUUUGAUUUGGAAGCCAGAGACUACUUAAAUGAAGAUGAUCAGACUGUGGUGAAACACAGAUCAUGUAGCAAAACCGAAGUCCGAUUUCCUAUCAAUAUAGGAAUUACAGGUCAUGUUGCAACUACUGGCGAGACGUUGAAUAUUCCUAAUGCAUAUCAAGAUGAGAGAUUUGAUCCAGCUGUUGACCAAGCUUCAGGAUUUGUAACCCAAACAAUUCUAUGUAUGCCCAUCAAGAACAGCAGCGAAGAAAUUAUUGGUGUUGUUCAACUCUUGAACAAACUUGAUGGCACAGCUUUCAACAAAAAUGAUGAAAAUCUCUUUGAGGCUUUUGCAAUAUUUUGUGGCAUGGCAAUCCAGAAUACUGUUAUGUAUGAGAAUGUCAACAAGGCUAUGGCAAAACAGAAAGUUGCACUGGAGGUUCUUUCUUACCAUGCUGCUGCCCCUUUGGAGGAAGCUAACAAACUAAAGUCUGUUCCUAUACCAUCAAUCAAAACCCUUAAACUGUUGGAGUUUACUUUUGAUGACGAGUUGGUCAGUGAUCAAGAUACCCUUUUGGGUACACUUGCAAUGGUGAUGGACUUGAAGUUACACGAGCAUUUCAAUGUGGAGUACCAGGUUCUCUGUCGCUGGAUCCUAACAGUGAAGAAAAACUAUCGGCCUGUGAUGUACCACAACUGGAGGCAUGCAUUCAAUGUAGCUCAGACAAUGUUCACCAUUCUUAAGGUUGAUGAAUUUGGGAAGUUAUUUACACCAGAAGAGAAAUUUGCUCUACUGGUUGCUUGUCUGUCACAUGAUCUUGAUCACAGGGGAACCAACAAUUCAUUUCAAAUAAAGAGUGCCUCGGCAUUAGCACAACUGUAUAGCACGUCAACUAUGGAGCAUCAUCACUUUGACCAAUGUAUUAUGAUCAUCAACAGCCAGGGAAAUGAAAUUUUUGGAUCUCUCUCAGCUGAGGACUAUAACAAAGUGAUAAAACUUGUAGAACAAGCAAUCAUUGCAACUGAUCUAGCCUUGUAUUUCCAGAAACGGGCUGAAUUUUUCAAGAAAGCUGAAGCUGGAUGUGAAGAUUGGUCAUCUAAUGAAAACAGGGAACUUUUGAGAGCCAUGAUGAUGACAGCUUGUGAUCUUUCAGCCAUCACGAAACCUUGGCCUGUACAAAGAAGGACUGCACUUCUUGUAGCUGAGGAAUUCUUUCAGCAAGGUGACCUUGAACAACAAGAGUUAAAAUCCACACCCAUGGCAAUGAUGGACAGGGCAAAGAAAGAUGAACUUCCACAAAUGCAAGUUGGUUUUAUAGAUUCUGUCUGUCUACCUCUGUAUAAGGCUUUUACACAAAUGAGUCCAAAGCUAGCACCACUGAAAGAAGGCUGUAGAGAAAACAAAUUACAAUGGCAGAAACUAGCUGAUGAUUACAAGGCACAGCCUUAGCUGAGCUGUGAGCUUGCAUGAUCUUUGUAAUACAUACCUCCAGAUAAGAGGAAAUCAAACAGAAAAGUAUGCUAUCUCAUGGGAUGACGAAUAGUAUAUCAAAAGCGUUAAAAUAGCAAUCUUGUAAAUAGACAUCAUAUGAAUUUAAUUUUUCUAGUAAAUGGAUAGUAAGAUCAUUGCCAUUCGGUGUUUGUAUAAAUAUUAUUGUACAUGGUCAAGUAAAACUAUACCAGUGUCUGUUAUAUUUUCUCUAUUCACAGUAUCCAAGAAAUGAGAUCAAAUUAAAGUCUUUACUGGUUACUAUCAACAGGCUUAACAAGAGCUUGUACUACAGAGAAUGGGUUCAGCCUAGGGGUAACAUUUGAUCGGGUGGUCUGAUUGUCUGUGUGAGAAUAGUCAUAGCAAGAACUGAUGUUCUUGAUAGUGGGUGAAGUGUCGAAAGCCUGAGAAGUCGCCUCAUGACUGUAAUGAUGACUUGUUGUUCAGGUUUUUAAAAAAGUCUUUCCCCAUCUCAGUAGAUACCUCAAGCAAACCAUGACAGUGACAGCCACAAGGAUGUGGCAAAACAAAAAGAUUUAAUGGCGUGGGCAGAACAGUAGCUUAGCAUGGGCAUUUUUGACUGUCUACAUUUUUUUAGCCAUCCCCUGCUUAUAAUUAACAAUGACAUGAAAUUGCCGAAGUUGAUGUUGUCUGAGAACAGAAACCCCACCACUAAAUCAUUUAAGUUUCCAUUUGGAACUCAAUGUUUCUCCUUUACAUUAUGCUGAAGUUGAGGAGUGGCAGCAUAUAAGAGGUGAUAAACACAUCCAGCCAUUAAUAUUCUUGAAAUUCUACUAAAAAAUAUUGAUGUCUUCCUGGGCGUUGCCAUCCUGACUGCUUAAGGUUGCCAAUGACAGUCUUUUUGCAGUACUUUUCUCACUUGGACAAGUAGACCACAUGAUCAACCGAGAGAAGAUCUCCUCAGAAGGUAUCAUUAUUUUGGCACUAAUUGAAUUAGAACUACCAGAGCCACUAAGUAUCUUUGAACUAGACAGCAAAGUGUUUGUUGGUGUACUGGAAGAAUGGUGGCUUUAAUUAUAUAUAGCCAAAUAAGAAAUGAAAGAGGACUUCUUUUCUGUCCUUCUAGUAAUGGAACCAUUAUUUUCAAGCCAGUAUAAACUAAAAUCAAUUAUAUAUUUUUCCCCCACUUGAAAUUUCAGUCAAAGCCAUAUCAUGUUGAUCCUCAUUAUGCAGUGAAACUACACUUCAUGAUCACUCUCAACCUAUAACGUGGAUUAAGUGAACUGGGAAAAUUUAACCUCGUGAUAACCUCACGAAACCCAUUGUGUUUGCUGUCUCUAUACUUCUAAUGGCAGCUAAAUGUGCACUGGUCUUUCUUUUUUUCUUUCUGUUUUCUUUCUGUUUUCAUUUAACAAUAAUGCCUUACUUUGAGAUGUUAGACUAGUGCCCUAUUCACUCCAGCAACACAUCUAUAGUUUAACCUGGUUUGACAGAAAAAAAAACCAUUAAUAGAAAACUUAUAGACUAUAUCUUACAAAGGGUUCAAGUAAUAAGGAACUUCUACUUUCAUUCUUCUAUUUUCAAAUCUGAAGCCGGCAUCAUUAGUUUAAACAACUUUAAUGACAAUAACAGUUUCUGUGUUGGACAGAACAGCUGUAAAAUGUACACGUUUUAGUUAAGGAGUGAAUAGGGUUUAGGAUUUCACCUUACCCUUUCACUUUCUUGAUCUUAAAUCUAAUUUUUUCCAGCUGGAGAGUGUCACUGCAUAUCUUCUACUCUUUUGGAGGAACAAACUCAACUUUAAAAAUUUUCUUCCUGAAUCUCUGUUGUGCCUUUUAAACAAAGAACUUUACUGAGGUUGAAUGUUCCCUUCUUAUAAAGGCCCAAGGUAAUAUGUGUGUCAGAAAUUAAUCAUGAAAUAGGUUCCUCUAACUAAUGACAGGAAUGAGAUUGCUUUCACUGCUACCCCUAAGUCUUUAACUGAUCAUUUACCAGACUAUUGAUUCAUGAUUCAUAAACUUAAAUUGAAGAGUAAUAUAUGAACCUGUAAAGAAAUUUAUUAUUUAAUGGAGGGUCCAAAGGGGUAACUACUUGAUAUAAUUGAAGAGUCAAACACUAUCUUAAUGUGGUAAAAUUCACCUUUCAUCUUGUCAACAUUUUGUAGCUCAGGGAGAGACACUUAAAUCUGUGCCCCAAGUCUGGUAACACAUAAGACUGAAAUGGGCAGUAUUGUCACAAAAUGAUAAUUAUAAUUUAAAGAAAUGCUAAACUUUAAAACUGGACAAGUCAAACUCUGAAUAAAUAAUUUGUUGGCCUUUCUUAUUAACUUUUCCAAGGAUUGUUACCGGUUGACAUGGUGAUGUAAGAAAAUUGUCAACUUGGGUUAGUAAAACACAAAAUUGCCAGAAAACAGCUGACUUGAAGCUGCACUUUUGUAGUAAAUUAUUAUUCCACUGCUAAGUCAAGCCUUCUAGCUCUUAAUAUCUUAAGCUCAUUUUGCUUCAGUAUGUUACUUUUUUGAACUUUUUGUCGGCACUGACAUGUUCACAAGCAAUGGUACUGGUAUAAAUGCUUUUAGCCUUUUUAUUAUGUUUCACUUGGAGUACUUUUUAUUUGCAUAUUUUUUUAUCCACAUUAUAUUAUACAUGGUUGAAAGUCAGAGGUAACUUCAAUUAAUCUAAUGACUCCAAAUAAUUUAUUCUUUCCGAGAUGAAUCAUGAAUUAAAAGAUCUUGUUGAAACCUG